AUGACUAUCUCGCCGAAGGUUCGAACUGCAUCGACAUACGAGCCUCCUCCCGAUGCUCAAGGUCCUUGUCAGAUCUCCAAGAAGUGUACCAAGAGUAGUACCGGGGAGAUGCAGUCAAAGCCUGGGCCGCCAGACUGCGCCAGCAACGAUCUUGGUUGCAUAUGUGGAAAAGACCCAUCUAUGGACGACAAUACACUAUUCGAUUCACACUGUCUUUUCCAGGAGUGCACAGAUACCCUUGCGCGCCAAGCGUUUAUGGCGGCCUUUUCCAUGUCCUGUCUUGAGAGCAAGCAAGAUCUCCAGAACAUACCUAACGAAUGGAAACUUUUCGUGCGUUCAGAUAUUUCUGGCAACACUCCAACAGUCUCGAAUUCGGACAGCCUUACCACUAGCUCAUCAACGGGUGUAGUUUCCACUUCAGCAGCGCAUCCUACAAUACUGACUACCACUAUGACUAAGCCUGAAGCUACUGUUGUCAGUAGCACCACAUCAGCCUCCUCAACAACUACCGAUCCAAUAGAUUACGCGAAGCCAAUAUGCGCAAUCACCGAGAGCUGCCUAGUCGACCAGAACAGUAAUGACCCGUGCAAGCUCGAGAACCUCAAAUGUGUCUGUAAAUUCAGCAACUCCCUUGGCAGCAGUACAUACUUCGACCAGGACUGCCUUUGGAAGAAUUGCAUAAAUACUCGAGGCAGAACAGAAUGGUUGGAGGCUUUUGCAGCAGCCUGUAUGGAUGACAAAAUACCGAUCCUUGACAUCCCCUUCGCGAUGGCAGGUACUCAUGCCAGCAUGGUACGCCAAUACCACGUCGACUUCAACCUCGAUCUCCAUCUCGGCAGCUCCAUCUUCCACCACCAGUAUCUCCGCCGUGGAUGUGAAGCCAGUGAUCUUGAGCGAAGGAGUCAUCGCCGGUAUAGUGCACUAGCCCUCUUCCUCAGCCUCAGCUGCUGGGCCUGGCGCAACCACAAGAAAGCGAAGCGCAAAAGUCGUGAAAAUGCAACACUCGCCGACGCCAUAAAUCCCCACGGCGUUGCAGCAAGGAUCGACGAAAUAACGCACGGUUCACCACAGCACGCCAGCAUCCAUCUCGACGACAGAACCAAGAGUCCGCUCCAGCCUGCUCCGAACAUGCAACAUGAUUUCUACGGCAACUUGAUUCCCCGCCGUAGCUCCGACCAAUACGGCUACAUACCGCCCAUCAACCCCACCAUGUCUGAACUAAGCUACCAUACCAACCCAACCUACAAUCCGACUCCCUCCAUCGUCGAAGAGCACUACAUCCCGGACGCCAUUCCCGCACCCUUGAAUAUCCGCUCCCCUCUUAAUGCAAGCAACUUGCGAACUCAAAACGCCACUCCCAUCCCCCGUCACCAGAUUCCGGAUGUCUACGAAGCGUACAAGCCGCGCGCACUCAGUAGAAGUGAUUCGCGCAGACCCCGGCCCAAACAAAGCCAGGACAGUAUGGGGACGACGGCGGUGACGGCAAGCCCGGUGCAGAGGUACAGCGCGGACGGAUUUGGCAGGGCCGAGUAUGAUGACUUUGGGCAGAAGAUUAUCUAUCGCUAG
Messenger RNA from Parastagonospora nodorum SN15, 1566 nucleotides. RefSeq lists its product as hypothetical. The record is from RefSeq and is a predicted model, not a curated record. Lineage: Eukaryota; Fungi; Ascomycota; Dothideomycetes; Pleosporales; Phaeosphaeriaceae. The transcript is spliced from 6 exons. The coding region runs from base 1 to 1566 and encodes 521 amino acids.